Bacillus rossius redtenbacheri is the source of this 4932-nucleotide messenger RNA. RefSeq lists its product as uncharacterized. NCBI's taxonomy places the organism in Eukaryota, Metazoa, Arthropoda, Insecta, Phasmatodea, Bacillidae. The record is from RefSeq and is a predicted model, not a curated record. Bases 1885 to 4050 code for a protein of 721 amino acids. The transcript has 8 exons.
UAAAAGAAUGCAAUCAUAUCAUCAAUGUUUUGUUAUGACGUCACGUUAAACUAUCGUCCGUAAACCGACUUUCAAGACAACCAAUUUUUUUUUAUAAAACAUAGUCUUGAAAUUUAACAACCCUGUUUCAGUCACUCCUUUGGAAGUGCACGGAAUGCCCACCGCCCCCCCCCCCCCCGCGAGGGCUUCUUAAUUCCAAAGGAGCCCGGACUCCACUGACCCCCCCCCCCCCCCGGGUAACAACGCCUAUGAUCACACCACUUCAACAAGUGCCAAUGCUAUGUCCUAUGCCAUGUCAUACCAAAAUUAGAAAUUAUCACGGAAGCUAUUUUGCAAGCAGUAGCGAAAUAUUUGAAAUUUCAAGAUGGUAAAGCCUUAUCUCCCUUAACGUGCCACAUUCAUGUAGCGAGGGUCACAUGUUCGAUACUCGGAACGACUUGACUUCAAGUGUUUUUGUUUCCUAACCUAACUUAAACUAAGUGUAUUUUUGUGGGAGGGUUCUGGGUCAGGGAAGACUCUAGGUGCGUCCCAGGCCGAAGCCUAUACGCCUAGUCAUGCUGAGUUUAAGCCAUGCACGAAAGGUAGCAUGCAUCGUGUGCUGUGUUCGGGGAUUCGCCAGCCAUGGCAGCGAUUGUUGCCAUGACUAACUCCUAUAACUUAGAGCUAGAUUAUAACAAAGGGAAAACCCUGUACUCACUCAUGCAGGGUUAAACAGAGCAAGCACUAAGCAGGCAGGUUCAGCACAGGACGAGAAGGAUGGUCCAGGAAGAAGAGUUAGAGUCAGAAAGUUCCAACAAUGCUGGGGUCGGGGGCUUGGACCUUGCGAUCCGCACUGGUGCUAGGGCGCGUCAGGUUUGGUACCAGUGGCGCAUGCGCCCCUGGCGGUGAGAGACUUUAUUUGUGAGAUCCGGAAAAAUUCGUGUUUUCAAUGACCUCUAGGAUAAACUCAAUUGUCCUAUGCAUACUCGACCAAAUGUCACUUGUUCAUUGGCUGCUGACUUGUGAGACAUCUCAACUGGGUUCCUCGUGAUUCGAUACUUCUUUGUCUCAGCGUCUCUCAUUAGCCCAGAGUCCUCCAGAUAAACCGUGAGCCAGUAGCAGAACUAUCAUUUGAAUUUUAACCUAUCGCGAAAUGAAUUCGCGAAUUUUACCGGUCUCUAUUCAUUAGUCGUCCUUCAGGCUGCCAGUCAGCACGUGUGCGUCAAAACUACAGGAAAAUAAGACGGCAUUGAGCGCAUAUUAACAAUAAUCAUUGUAAGUUAAAUUACGUCAAUUAAUCACAUCGGGUCUCGCUCCAGAAGGGACAGAGCCAGAAGAGAGCUUCCAAAAAGCGCGACAUGAAAACCUAACCUCUACACUUCCACGGAGGAGCGAAGCCAUGCUGCGUGCGAACAUCCUUGCCUAGGACGCCAAUUACCCCGCUUUGGUGAAGGAGGGUGGAGGGGGAAACCCGGGUUACGUAACGAGGCGGGCUCGGGCGACUCCGCGCCCGCUCGGGUGUGUCCGCGGUCGCUCGGGCGUGUCCGUGGGCGGCGAUGAGCUGGAACAGCAGCGCGCGGGUCCCCUGCCCGCUCGAGUGUGAAGCAGGCGGCGCGCGCAGCAGGAGCUAGCCACGCCGCGGGUGGGAAGUGUCGGCUGUCUCGGGGUUGGAUUGUUGUUGGCGGGACGACGCGACGUUUGCAGUUCCGACUCCCGUCGCCAGGCGUCGGCGAGAAGCGACGGACUCGCCUGCUUGCGCACCGCUGAACCCGGCCCGAGUUGACCUUCGCAGCUGAAUAUCCUGAGUGACCCGUGCGAGGUGUGCCUGAGAGGGCACGACAGUCCACCGGGAGCCACGGUGAUAGAGACAGCCCCGGCGGCACCGAUGCUCGACGGAGGGCGGCCAUGAGGGAGUCCCUGAGGGCCCGGGCGCCGGGGGCGGCGCCGGGGCUGGUGGCGGUCUGCCCCCCGGAGGAGGCGCUGGCGUCGCGCUCCAGCAACAACAACAACCCCUCCUCGUCGUCGUCCACGUGCUCGGCGUCGUCGUCGGGGGUCGCGGGCCGCCAGCACUCCACCAUGCCCACCUACAUGCCGCAGCACCCGCGCGCCGCGCGCCCCAUCGCCGUGCGCCACUCCGCCAGCCUCGACCUGCAGAGGAAGGACAAGGUGUCGGAGAAGCUGACGCCGCGCCAGUUCCUCGACAAGUACUCGCUGCCCCGCGUGGUGCGCGUGGUGUCGGAGCUGCCCGGGGGUGCGGGCCCGCUAGCCGGGCCCCUGCUGCUGUACCGCCACUACUCCAGCACCAAGGUGCAGGCCCGCAGCGUGGCUGGUGCCAAGGAGGUGGUCGCCGUGGGACCGGCGCUCGUCAUCCCCGACUGCUACCAGGGCUGGUUCUCCCUGGUGACAGCCAAGGGACAGCUGACGGCGCAGUGCUACUCCUGCCUGGAGCAACUGGUGGCCAACCACGUGACGGCAUUCCUCACCAAGCUGGAGCUGGCCGCCUACAAGCUCAACGACGGCAAAGACGCGCUGCACAAGGACGCCGGGCUGUCGCGGCGCCGGCUGCAGUACGCCAAGACGACGCUGGGCGCCGGCCAGGUGGUGCGGCUCGUCGGCGUCUUCGAGGACGUGCACCGCGCCAGGGCGCCCCAGAGGCGGCUGUCGCUGGCGUCCCUCGGCCGCGCCCAGGCGCCCGCCAAGUACGCGCAGUGCGUCAACCACAAGAACCAGAUCGUGUUCAUCCCGCUGAGCACGACGGGCCAGUUCUAUGCCGUGAGCUGCGGGCCGGAUGAGCCCGACGACCUCCGCAUGCUGUACCAGGUGCCGCAGCUGCUGGCCGACUACCGCCUGCCGCUCAAGGUGCACCUGGUGUCGGGCGCCCUUCCCGCGCCGCGCCCGCAGGCCUUCACAGGGACGCUGCUUCUGGAGCACUACCAGGAGGAGGACGUGAUCCUGGUGUGUACGCUGCCCCAAGACCUUACCACUAGGCCCAGCGGCGCGACGCAGCCCCAGCUGCUGGAGAUGGACGCCGACUCCCGCUUCCUGCUCUCCAGGCCCUUGUUCCACCAUGACUCCGAGUCGCGCCUCUUCAAGUCGCAGGUCCUGCAGGCGGCGCUGUGCUUCUGCCGCGACCGCGGCGACGCGUGGCGCCGCCAGAUCAAGGUCACGCACCACAUCUUCCCUCCCUCGACGAUCCAACAGCCCAAGAAGGCGCCCCGGGACCGCUCCAAGUCGCGCACCAUCACCAAGAAGUCCUCAUCCUUCAUGUACACGCCCAAGCCGCACGGAGAUGUGCCUACCAUGUCGGGCCCACCGUGCGAACUGCUGGGUGUCGUCGCGUACGGGUCGGGUGACGCGCGCGCCAUCUCUGGAGGCAGCGCGGAGCUGCUGCGCCCAGGCGACGCGCGCGCCAUCUCUGGAGGCAGCGCGGAGCUGCUGCGCCCAGGCGACGCGCGCGCCAUCUCUGGAGGAAGCAUGGAACCGCUCCGCCCGGGCGACGCGCGCGCCAUCUCGCCGCUGGAGAGGACGCUGAGCGACCCGCGCGCCAUCUCCCUGUUGGCGCGCGAACCGCUAGGCCGCGCGCUCAGCGACGAGCAGCUGCUGCGCACCCAGAGGUCGCGCCAGCAGCAGGAGAAGCUGCGGCAGCACUCGUCGGUGAUCAGCGCGCUGACGCGGCAGCUGCGGCAGGCGAGGCUGAUGGCGUCCGCCGCGGACAUCCAGAGCCGCGACCUGCCCGCCAUCUUGAAGACCCCGGGCGAGGAGAUCCCGUACGGCCGCGUGGCGGACGCCGUCUGCGGCCCGCCGGACCGCGAGGACGAGAACAUCUACGCAGAGAUCUGCGACAGCCCCGAGGUCAACACCCGGCCCGGCAACGUCAGCAACAGCAGCAGCAACAACAAGCACAAGUUCAAGUACCUGUGCCUGCGCUCGAAGACGAACGUCGACACGCCGACGGACGACUUCUACUACGUGCAGCUUGAAGGAGGGAACGAGGCCGCCUAUCUGAACGCAGUUGCCCGCCUCGACACUCUGACACAAGAGGAGGAACCCGCGUACGACACCGUUUGCUGAUGAUUGUGUGCGGCCAGGUCUGUCUCAGCAGGCAGUGCGUUCACGGAGACAUUCUUUGUCUUGACCCCGCGCAUUUUGCGAAACAAAUGGUCAGCGAACAUGUGAGUUCUGUAAAAAAAAAAAAUGCUACAGAAACUAACCAUAAAACUGGAAGUUGAAAACGUGUCAAUUUAAAUUCCAUUUGUCUGCAUUGGACAGCAAACGAACAGUUUCUUGCAACUUAAAAAAAAAAAUUGUGAACUGAAGAUUGUAAAUAUAAUAUAAAUUAGUAUUGAUUAUAUUUUUCUGCUGGUGCUCGAGCUGAACGAAUACUUGUUUACAGAAUAAAAAUUGAUGAUAAAUAAACAUUUAACGAUUGCAACAUUGCAUUAUGUGUUUUCAUUUUUUUGGGUCAUUUUCAAUAAUUCUUGUGCCAUGAUUCAUAAAAAAAUUAAAUGAACAAACAUUUAUCUAUUAUCAUGAUAAAAAAAAUUUUUACAGUCAUUAAACAUAAAGACAUUUUUAACUAACAUACUUCUAAAAUAAUGUUGUAAUAUUUUUUUUUUUUUGCCAGUGUUGAAGGUCUUAAUAGUUUGGUAUUAUUUCCAAUAUCAAUUAUUAUUGCAUACUCAAUACAGCAGACUUUACAAAUUUAAUUCCUAAAUCCCUCUGUGGUAUGUCUUAACAUGUUAUGUUUUAUUUUUGUGUACUUUCAUGAAAAGCUGACCCAUUUUUUAAUGCAAUUAUUCUGUAUUUUCAUAAAUUUGCUAUAUUGUAAGUAUUAUUACCUGUGCAUUUUCAUGAAAUGAGACAUUAAAAUCAGUUACUGAACUUAAAAAGUUUAAAGUUGUCUUAUUGCCUGAGUCUAAAGCUACAUACACACAUGUGAACUACAACAAACAU